Spea bombifrons (plains spadefoot toad) is the source of this 1039-nucleotide messenger RNA. RefSeq names its product TSR3 ribosome maturation factor (gene TSR3). The record is from RefSeq and is a predicted model, not a curated record. NCBI's taxonomy places the organism in Eukaryota, Metazoa, Chordata, Amphibia, Anura, Pelobatidae. Bases 30 to 995 code for a protein of 321 amino acids. Gene Ontology annotation, biological process: maturation of SSU-rRNA. Gene Ontology annotation, molecular function: rRNA small subunit aminocarboxypropyltransferase activity. The transcript is spliced from 8 exons.
AAUGUGUACAGCGUGAGUAAACGACAACCAUGGGAAGAAAGAAGCCCCCUAAAGAAGGGAAGCCUACUAAAUAUAAGGAGUCCCGCUUUAAGAAAACCUCUAAAAGUCUUGAAAGCUUCGUGAAUGAGGUCCAUGAAGCUCUGGAUGCCAGCGUUCAGGGGGAUGCAAAGGAUGAAGGAUGUGAGGCACAGGUGAAGUUCCCCUGCCCCUUGGCCAUGUGGGACUUGGGCCAUUGUGACCCAAAGAGGUGCACUGGAAGAAAGCUCAUCCGGAAAAACCUAGUCAGAAGCCUUCGCAUCAACCAGAGGUUCAACGGUCUUAUUCUGAGUCCUAUGGGAACCGUAUACGUUUCUCCUGUUGACAAGCAGAUUGUUGCAGACAGCGGCGUGGCGGUCAUAGACUGCUCCUGGGCUAAACUCGAGGACACACCUUUUGCCAAGAUGAGAGGGGGUCAUGCGCGGCUGCUACCGUACUUGAUUGCUGCAAACCCUGUGAACUAUGGGCGCCCGUGCAAGCUGUCCUGCGUGGAAGCCUUUGCCGCAACAUUCUGCAUUGUGGGUUUUCCAGAACUGGCCACUAUUCUUCUGCGGAAAUUCAAGUGGGGUAAAGUCUUCCUUGAGCUGAAUAAAGGUCUGCUAGAAAAGUACAGCAAUUGUCAGAGUGUGGAGGACGUCAAGAAGGUAGAGACAGAGUUCCUCUCCGGUGCUCACGAUGAAGAAACAGAAGAAUUUGAUCCCUUUGAUGUUGAAUCCGGAAGAGAAUUUUCUAACCCCAACAGAGCCAUCACCUCAAAAGGGAUAAAUCAUGAUGAGAAGGACGACGACGAUGAUGAUGAUGAAGACGAAGACGAUGAAGAAGAUCAUAGUGAUGAAGACACAGAUGAAGAGGUACAAGAAAGGUCAUCCAAAGAGGAAAGUGACGAAGAGGAGGAGGAGGUGGCAGCAGCAUCUAAACCUGUUGUAUGGAAAGGUGUCAAAAAGAGACUUAGAGACUAGAAAACAGUUUCUACAAUCAAAUUACAUCAAGACUGAUAUAAAAA